This is a messenger RNA of Calypte anna (Anna's hummingbird), 1855 nucleotides long. RefSeq names its product cyclin E1 (gene CCNE1). Gene Ontology annotation, molecular function: cyclin-dependent protein serine/threonine kinase regulator activity. NCBI's taxonomy places the organism in Eukaryota, Metazoa, Chordata, Aves, Apodiformes, Trochilidae. Bases 129 to 1352 code for a protein of 407 amino acids. Gene Ontology annotation, cellular component: cyclin E1-CDK2 complex; centrosome; cytoplasm. The record is from RefSeq and is a predicted model, not a curated record. The transcript has 11 exons. Gene Ontology annotation, biological process: regulation of cyclin-dependent protein serine/threonine kinase activity; G1/S transition of mitotic cell cycle.
GCUGUGGCCGCCCGUGCCGCGCCGUACACCCGCGUCUCCGUGGCCCUUUGUGGGGACCGGGGCCCGGGCCUGCUCGGCCGCUCUCUGCGCGCCGUUCCGCUCGCCCUGACCCGGCCCAGGCGGGCACCAUGCGCCGGGAGAGCGACUGCGUGGAGGAGAAGGCUCCCACCAAGGGGAACGCGGGUGCGGAGUGCGCCAUGCGGGUCCGCAAGAGGAAAGCCGAUGUGGCCACGUUCUUACAGGAUCCGGAUGAAGAAAUUGCUCAAAUGGAGAUGACUUGCAAAAAGCAAUAUGAAAAUCAGCCAUCUUGGAAGAAUGUUCACCAAAAUGCCCAUAUGCUGAUUCCUACUCCAGAUAAAGAUGAUGAUCCAGUUGGCAUUGAUUACUCUCACUUUAUACAUCUGAGUGUCAUUCCAACUAGAGCUUCACCAUUACCAGUUCUACACUGGGCAAACAGAGAGGACGUAUGGAAAAACAUGAUAAACAAAGAAGAGACAUAUGCAAGGGAUAAACUUUAUAUGCAAAGGCAUCCCCUUCUGCAACCUAAAAUGAGAGCAAUUCUUCUAGACUGGCUGAUGGAGGUUUGUGAAGUCUACAAGCUUCAUAGAGAAACUUUUUAUUUAGCACAAGACUUCUUCGAUCGGUUUAUGGCAACGCAACAGAAUGUUGUAAAAACACUAUUGCAGCUUAUUGGUAUCUCUUCUUUAUUCAUAGCAGCAAAGCUUGAGGAAAUUUAUCCACCAAAGUUGCACCAGUUUGCCUAUGUUACAGAUGGAGCUUGUACAGAAGAUGAAAUCCUCAGUAUGGAAUUGAUCAUUAUGAAGGCUCUGAACUGGAACUUAAAUCCCCUGACAGUUGUAUCCUGGCUAAACAUUUACAUGCAAGUUGCAUAUUUAAAUGAGCUUUAUGAGGUACUGCUGCCACAAUAUCCACAGCAAAUAUUUGUACAAAUAGCAGAGCUCUUGGACCUCUGUGUGCUGGAUAUUGGCUGCUUGGAAUAUACAUAUGGAGUACUUGCAGCUUCUGCUUUAUAUCAUUUCUCCUCAUCUGAGCUGAUACAGAAAGUUUCAGGUUAUGAAUGGUGUGAGAUAGAGCAGUGUGUAAAAUGGAUGGUUCCAUUUGCAAUGGCUAUAAGGGAAGUAGGAAGCUCCAAACUCAAACACUUUAGAGGUGUAGCUCCUGAAGACUUGCACAAUAUACAGACGCACAUAAACAGCUUGGAUUUGCUGGACAAAGCUCAAGCAAAACAAGCCAUAUUGGCUGAGCAAAAUAGGACUUCACCUUUCCCUACUGGUGUCCUUACACCACCACAAAGUAGUAAGAAACAGUCUUCUGGAUUUAAGCCAAUAUGACUAUAGAAACAGUUGACACAAUUUUGCUGAAGUGCCUGUUCUGCUGGUUCCAACUCUUGCUCAAUUAUGGAAAUGCUGCCAGUGAAGUUCAUAAGCUUUUAUGGAAUCUGAAAAAGGAAACCUUACUUUUUUGUGAUGGAAGAAUUUUUCUAUUUGAAAUAUUUUUAUUGAACAUUAAAAUAUUUUGAAGAUAUUGAUCAAGUACACCAGCCACUUAAAAGAACACUGAAAAGUGCUCCAAAUGCUGCUAUGGAGGGUGAUGCUUGAUGUGACCAACUGUUCAGGAGAAGGGCUUGAAUAGUUACUGUACAUCCUUUGGAUAAUCUGCAGUUACACUGUCCCCUGUUGACAAAUGGACAAAAAGUACUGUGAGACAACAUCUCAAAGCCUGUUUUUCAAAUGGUUGGCUUACAACUUGAUGCCUUUAAAAAACUCUAUUGUAAAUGCUGCUAUGUCUCUUAUGUAUCCAUUUUUAAUAAAAAUGCUGUCUAAGACAGCUAUUU